AUGGCUGCCCCGCCCAUAAUUCCGCCUAUGGAAAGCACCGAUAGCUUCAACCCCGACCUAAACAACGCAUCGUCCCCUACCCAGGACGGUGCCCAACAUUCGCCCAUUGAAGAUGCAACUCCCGCAUCGCCCGAACAACGGACUGCGCCUCACGAUGCGCAAACGCAGCAGCGCGUCCACGAUAUCCUGCACUCUGAUGUGGGCGUUUCGACCCUUCUCAACCGCCUAAAGGCUAGCAUCGCGAGCGCCAGAGACUUCGCCAGCUUCCUCAAGCGCCGAGGAGCCUUAGAAGAGGAGCAUGCCGGUAGCCUCAAGAAGCUGAGCCGCUUGACCCUCGAUGGCGUACGAAAGCCCGAUACGCGGCACGAGAGCUAUCAGACGCAGUUCGAGCAGGUUCUCCACGCGAACGAGCGCAUCGCCGACAAUGGCACCCAGUUUGGCCUUGCUCUGCACGCCAUGCAUGAGAAUCUGCUGCAACUAGCCAACAAGAUGGAUACGAGCCGCAAGACGUGGAAGCAGCAGGGUCUCUCCGCAGAGAACAAAGUGCAAGACGCCGAACGGCUGGCCGAGAAGGCCAAGGCCAAGUACGACCAGCUUGCUGAAGACCUUGAUCGCGUCAAGACAGGCGAUACUGGCGCAGGCCGAAAGUUUGGCUUAAAAGGACCCAAGUCGGCCGCUCAGCACGAGGAGGACCUGCAGCGCAAGACACAGGCGGCAGACCAGGACUAUGCCAGCAAGGUGCAGACGGCCCAGGUCUCUCGCAAAGAGCUCGUCGCGACUCUGCGUCCCCAGGCCGUCACUGCGCUGCUGGAUCUUAUCAAGGAAACCGAUGCCGCGCUCACAAUGGAGAUGCAGAAAUACGCCUCGUUCAACGAAAAGCUCGUCGUCAACAACGGCCAGGUUGUCAGCCCACAGCCGCUGAAAGGCUCAACUGCUCAAACUCCACCCAGCAUCAACCAGUUGAUCUACCAGAUCAACAGCGAGCGGGACUUUGACGAGUACAUCUUGAGCCAUGCAUCUAAAGCACCUAUGGCCAGAUCGGAGCUACAGUAUGUGAAGCACCCAACACAGGCGGCGACACGGUCACAUCCAACACCACCAGCGGCUGCAAGUGGUAACCGUCGUGCCUCUAUGCAGCAGCUGCAGAGUCAGCCGCCGCCCUCAUUCUCCAUGCCACAACCGGACGCGAAUCCUCUGUCGCCCCAGGGCCCUCCUCCUCAUGAGCCAUUACAGCAACCCUCAUUUGGAACUACCUCACAGCCACCGUCUUCAUCACUGCAAACGCAACCAUCGCAGCCCCCAAUACCACACUUUACUGGCUCGCCCUACUCACCUGUCACGCAGAACCCAUACUCCCAGCCAGACUAUCCUCGUGGUCCCGUUGGCCAGGCUACCGCACAGCAAACCAGUGGCGUUCUCUACAAUAACGCUCAACCUCCAGUGAAUCCUGUCUUUGGCGUGACUUUGGAGGACCUUUUCCACCGAGAUGGCUCCCCUGUACCCAUGGUGGUUUACCAGUGUAUACAGGCCGUGGAUCUAUACGGAUUAGAGGUAGAGGGUAUCUAUCGUAUCCCUGGGACUUCGUCACACAUUCAGCAGAUGAAAGCUCUUUUCGAUAGUGAUGCUUCCCAGGUGGAUUUCCGUAACCCAGAAGCCUUCCAACAUGACGUGAACAGUGUGGCUGGAUUGCUGAAACAAUUCUUCCGCGAGCUUCCUGACCCAUUGCUUACUCGCGAGUUCUACGGCAAGUACAUCGAUGCUGCACGUAUCGAUGACGAGACCAUGCGCCGAGACUCCAUGCACGCGCUGAUCAAUGCCUUGCCUGAUCCGAACUAUGCGACGCUUCGUGCCCUGGUUCUGCAUUUACAUCGUGUGCAGCAAUCUUCUGAAGUUAAUCGUAUGAGCACUGCAAACUUGGGCAUCUGCUGGGCGCCAUCCAUAAUGGGACCUCACAAAGGCAACAACAUGGCCGACGCCGGCCUCCAAGCCCGCGUUAUCAUAACUAUUCUGGACAACGUACUACAGAUAUUUGACGAGGAUUAA
Alternaria arborescens is the source of this 2043-nucleotide messenger RNA. RefSeq lists its product as hypothetical. Lineage: Eukaryota; Fungi; Ascomycota; Dothideomycetes; Pleosporales; Pleosporaceae. Bases 1 to 2043 code for a protein of 680 amino acids. Gene Ontology annotation, cellular component: cytoplasm. The record is from RefSeq and is a predicted model, not a curated record. Gene Ontology annotation, biological process: signal transduction; regulation of GTPase activity. The transcript has 5 exons.